ACUUCACGGUUCAAGCUGGCAACGUUCAUAGGCGGCUUUCGGCACGCCUAUGCUAGCUGUGCGCUUUCCGUAACUAUGUUAGCUGCAAGAAACCUUAUAAAGCUGUGAAAAAGGGAAGAACAUGCGAAAUUGCCAUGUUGCCUGAGUCCGAGAAGUUCGUUACCGUGCCUAUAUCGCCCCAGGAACUAGCUUUGCUGGCGGAAGUUGAUAGUCGUCUAUUUGGCUUUCUGAAGCUGAACACGCCGGAGAACUUCAAGAAGAAAGCCCUGAUCCUCAAGGGCGUCCGUCACCUCGAGCAGGUGCUGAUCAGUCACCAGCAGCAGCGGAACAAGCGCACCGAGGGCGCAGAUGCCGGAAGCAGUGACCGCGAGGUGGCCAGCCGCACGUCCGCGGCUGCGGCACAAGGGGCGGAGGGGGUUGUGCCGGGAGACGGGGUCUCGCCAUCGGACUUGAAGAACGCCGACGCACCGAAGAAGGACCCCGAGCGGAAAGCCAAUCUGGUGGCGGGGAUGGUGGCCCCUCUGCUGGGCAUGAAGGACCUGGAUCCCAAGACGUACUGCAAGUUGGGACACUUCCAGCUUCUCCUGGAGGACUAUGCAAAGGCCCUUUCUGCAUACCAGAAAUAUUAUGCAAUUAAGGAGGAUCACUGGAAGGACGAACCUUUCCUCUAUGGCCUUGGCCUGAUCUACUUCCACUACAGUGCCUACCAGUGGUCCAUCAAGGCCUUUCGUCAAGUGCUGUACAUCGACCCUGGAUUCCAGCGGGCCAACGAGAUUCACUUCCGGCUCGCUUUGAUGUUCAAGGCCAUCUCUGACUACGAGUCGUCUCUCAAGCAUUUUCAGUUGGCGCAAACCGACUCGAGGUUGAGCACUUUCACGAAAGCUGAAAUACGCUUUCACAUCGCUCAUGUCUUAGAAGUUCAGGGCAAGUUCAAGCAGGCCAAAGAAGCCUAUGAGCAGCUCCUCGAACUGAAGGACCUCACCAGGUCCGUCCGCGCUGAAACUUUGAGGCAGCUUGGUUGGAUGCACCACACCCUCGAGUCUUUGGGAGAGAAGCCCCAGCGGCAGGCGUACGCCCUCCACUGCCUGCAGAAGUCCAUUGAGGCGGACCCGUCAAGCGGCCAAUCGCUCUACUUCCUCGGGCGCUGUUUCGCCAGCAUUGGCAAGGUGCACGAUGCUUUCAUCUCAUACCGCAACUCUGUGGACAAGGCAGAGGCCAACGCGGACACCUGGUGCUCCAUAGGGGUGCUGUACCAGCAGCAGAGCCAGCCCAUGGACGCCCUGCAGGCGUACAUCUGCGCAGUGCAGCUGGACAAGGCCCACAGUCCGGCCUGGACCAACCUGGGGGUGCUUUACGAGAACUGCAGCCAGCCCCAGGAUGCCCUCAAGUGCUACCUCAACGCCAUGCAGGGAAAAGGCUCAGUGAGCAGUAACCUCAACACGCGGGUCAAGUUUCUGCAGGGGCAGCUGAGCGCUGCCCCUGCAGCCAACGUUCAGAAACCGCGGCAGCUGCCGUGCAUCGAGGAUGCCUGGAACAUCCCCAUCUCCCAGGAGAUGGCCUCCAGGCAGAACAGCCAGCAGAACAGGUCUACCGUGGGCACUGUGGCCGGGAACGUGGCCUCCUCCCAGCGGCCCAACGCCGGAGGCUACGGUGCCACCGGUCCGCAGCAGCAGCAGGGCUACGGAUACCCUGCGGGUCCCGCCUCCUCCGGCUACCAGCCGGGCCCGGAUUCGUCGGACCAGGACGGCAACAGCGCCAAGAAGCUGAAGGUGGCCUCGGGGUCCUCGAGGGCGAUGACCCCGGUCGGAGGGGGCCCCACGGUGGCAGGGGCGACCCAGGCAGUGGGGAGCUCCCCCACGGGAGGCGUGCAGCCGGCGCAGCAGCCCCCGCCCUUCUACCUGAACCAGCAGCAGCUCCAAGUACUGGGCUACCUGCAGCAAAAUCAGGCAACCCUGAACCCCCAGCAGCGCAUGGUGCUUCAGCAGCUUCAGCAGCAGCACAGGCUCAUGCAGCAGCACAAGCAGCAGCUGCUGUUGCAGCGUCAGCAACAGCAGCAAGGCAUGGUGACUGCGGGACAGCCUACGGCGGCCCUCGCCGGUCAGCCCGGAGCGGCGAGCUUUGGCCAGCGUCCUUAUCAGCAGCAGCAACUUCAGCCGCCUUACGGUGUUGCGCAGCCACCAGUACCCCCACAACAGCAGCAGCAGCAGCGGAUGACCAAUGGCUACGCGCCGCCGGCUGCCUUCCGGAUGAUGCAGGGCCAGCAGCUUCAGCAGGCGGGGUUGCGACCCGGGGCGCCCGUGCCCCCCGGGUCCAGACCACCCGGUUCGCAGCAGGCGCCAGGGGGUGGCGCAUUGCCCCCGGGGCAGGGAGGAGCCCUGCAGAGGCCCGCCUUUGCGCAGACCCUCGCCGGUGGUCCCGUAGCGCCCACACUGGGCACUGUGCAGGGAAGGACGUCCCAGCCGUCUCCACCGGUGGCUACUCUGAGCGACCGCGACUUGCAAAUGCUGCUGUCGCAGAAGGAGGCGGCCUCUCUGCUGGCCGAAGACCUGCUUGCGCAGUUUACGGGCGACCUUCUGGACGUGCCUAAAGUCACGACCGAAGUGACCACAACGCCCACAGAAGCAGCAGACGGCGCAAGUGUAAAGGGUGGCACAGCCGACGACCUCAAGGAAGGGCUCAAGGUGGGUGCGGCGGCCGUGUCGGAGCGGCUGCUGGCCCUGUCGUCUGCUAGUCAGCCCCGGCCGGGGGCCAUCUCGAUAGCUCUGUCGGCGUCCCAAAUCCUGGAAGGAUGUGCGGAGGUGGCCAAGGCGGGGGGCGCCUUCCCCCUCAACCUGCUCACGGACGACCCUUCCCCUCCGAGGCCCCCCGACGCCCCUUCGCCCCCGCCAUCCAAGGACCAGCUGCUCCCGCAGACCCCCAGCGUGUUUUUGGAGAACAAGAAGCAGGCCUUCUCACCUCAGCUGCAGGAGUUCUGCGUGGCGCACCCCAUUGCAGUGAUUCGGAAUAUGGCCAAUGUCCUCAAACUUGAUCUUGGCCUCUUCUCCACAAAGACCCUUGUGGAGGCAAAUCCAGAUCAUACAAUAGAGGUUCGCACACAGCUGAUGCAGUCGCCGGACGAGAACUGGGACGCCGAACGUCGUAACAUGGUGUGGCGGUGCGAAAGUCACCGGUCGCACACGAGCAUUGCGCGGUACGCCCAGUACCAGGCUUCGUCCUUCCAGGAGUCGCUCAAGGAGGAGCAAGAGAAGGUGCAGGGAGUCCAGCGGGAGUCGGAUAGCGACUCCAACUCCUCCCUCCCGUCCCGCCUGGGUGGCGGCGGGGGCUCUGGCAGCGGGGGCAGCGGCGGCAAGCGCUGGAAGCGGAGCGCCCACUUCAAGACCAUCAAGUUCGGCACCAACGUGGACCUGUCGGACGAGCGCAAGUGGCGCCCCCAGCUGCAGGAGCUGACCAAGCUGCCGGCCUUUGCCCGCGUGGUGUCGGCGGGCAACAUGCUGAGCCACGUGGGGCACACGAUCCUGGGCAUGAACACGGUGCAGCUGUACAUGAAGGUGCCCGGCAGCCGCACCCCGGGCCACCAGGAGAACAACAACUUCUGCUCGGUGAACAUCAACAUUGGGCCCGGAGACUGCGAGUGGUUUGCCACGCCCGAGGAGUACUGGGGGGUGGUGCACAGCCUGUGCGAGCGGAACAACAUCAACUACCUCCACGGGUCUUGGUGGCCGCUGAUGGAGGACAUGAUGGCCGCCAGGGUGCCCGUGUACCGGUUCCUGCAGCGGCCGGGUGACCUGGUCUGGGUCAACGCGGGCACGGUGCACUGGGUGCAGGCGGUGGGCUGGUGCAACAACAUCGCCUGGAACGUGGGGCCCCUCAACGCCAGCCAGUUCCGGCUGGGGCUGGAGCGCUACGAGUGGAACAAGUUGCAGAGCUUCAAGUCCAUCGUGCCCAUGGUCCACCUCUCCUGGAACUUGGCGCGCAACAUUAAGGUCUCCGAGCCGCAACUCUUCGAGCUCAUCAAGUACUGCCUGCUGCGGACGCUGAGACACUGUCAAAUCAUUGUGGAGUUUGUCAAGAGCCUGGGCAAGGAAAUCCGCUGGCAUGGCCGGGGCAAGAACGAGAUUGCCCACUACUGUGCCACAUGCGAGGUGGAGGUGUUCAACAUCCUGUUUGUGAAGGAGGUGGACAAGAAGCAUGUGGUGCACUGCCUGGACUGCAGCCGGCGCAUGAGCCAGCGCCUUGAGGGCUUUGUCAUCCUCGAAGAGUACUCAAUCGAGGACCUCAUGGAGGUCUACGACAGCUUCGCCCUGCAGCCGGCGACGGUCCCUUCAACUACCACGUGACAGUCAAGUGGGGCGUGAGAAUCAGCGGCGACGACCAGACAGUGUGCCGUGCCUUUGAGCGUCGAGACGCCACGCUCAAUCGGCAACGACGCGGGAAGCCCUCGCGGGUGUGCCACAGACGGACACUAGCCGAUCGCGAUCGGCGACGCGACUUCCCCGAGGGCCGUUGUUGUUGUUGUUACUGGCAGGCACGUGCGUAGUCUCGGUCUGCCGCAGCAAGGGCUCAGAUAGAUGCUUCUGUAAAGUCCGGCAGAAAGAUGUAUUGAGUGCUGGUGUACAUAGCAAGAACGUUCGCCUGUCUUGGCAUUUCGAUCGUGAAAGACUCGUGUUUGUUGGCGAGAGGAUGUCGUCGAGCGAUGGUGGCAAUUUAAUUCAUACAUUGUUUUCUUUUUUUUAUAGAUAUGUCAGACAUGGAUAAGGCGGACGAAAUUGUCGAGGCAAUGCCGCAAAUUUGAGACAAAUGUGGGGAAAAAAAAGCUGUCUUUUUUUUUCUUUUUAUAGGUUUGCGCUCUAUUAUUAUACAGACUACCCUGAAUGUUUUCCAAUUGGUAACUUAUUGAAAAAAAAAGAAGAGAGAAACGGGAUUUUAAAUUGAGCGUCUUGUCGCAACACUAAUCUCAAUGCGGACUCUGCAGUCCGGCUUCCGUUACCCAGCGGGUAUUCGUCACCAGUAAUUCUAAACCUCUGUAGCGAUUAUAUAUAUAUAUAUGCGCGAGAAUAUAGUACACACGCUCCGAGGAUUAACGAAGGUAUCCGUAGAACUCUCCAUUUUCAUAUGCUGCCGGAAUUCGUUCGUGCACGUAGAUAUCCAUUACUUCUUUUUUUUUUUGCCUUUGAAAAGUGUGUGCGCAUAGUCUGGACAACAAGCUAGCGUGCUACGGUUUUAGGGUUGUCUGUCCUGCAUGGUCCCGGUUCGUAAACAAGCAGCAAGAGUGUUUUCCCAAGGGAAAGCGGACAAAAAGGAGUCGCGGCUCCCAGUGCAAAUUCCGUCUCCCUUUGUACACAACACUGCCAUUCUUUUUUUUUAAAUGUGCUGCCUCUGGUCAGCGUGGAAGGCACACACAUGCACAGCUUUCAGGACCUGUAAUAUAGCUUGGCAAAAGCCGAGGCACCAUUGCGAUCGCCGUCGCCAAUAGGUCUUUGCGCCCCCUCCCCACCCCCUCAUCACCUUUUUGUAGUUUUGUACGCGACAAGCGGAUUUUGCAGCAGCAGCAGCCGAAGCUCACUCGACCCUAGCCCAGCUCCCCAAAGGCAUUAUUAUUAUUGUCCAUGAUCUCAGUUCGACGCGUGGCGCAUGUAUUUAUAAGUUUGCGGAAAGACGCAGUGGUGUUCCAAUAUUUGUUCCCCCAUCACCCUUCUUCCCCCCUCCCCCCCUUUUUGCCCACCCCUGCCUCCCGUGUAUUUAUGUAAUGUCUUUGCAUUUAAAGACAAAGUUUAUGUUUAUUAAAAAAUCUCAAAAGAUUU
Molecule: messenger RNA, 5801 nt
Organism: Ixodes scapularis (black-legged tick)
Lineage: Eukaryota; Metazoa; Arthropoda; Arachnida; Ixodida; Ixodidae
Gene: Utx
Product: histone demethylase UTY
Exons: 26
Coding region: 135-4337 (1400 amino acids)
Biological process (GO): regulation of gene expression
Cellular component (GO): MLL3/4 complex
Molecular function (GO): RNA polymerase II cis-regulatory region sequence-specific DNA binding; histone H3K27me2/H3K27me3 demethylase activity; chromatin DNA binding
Source: RefSeq, a predicted model, not a curated record